Molecule: messenger RNA, 306 nt
Organism: Haemonchus placei
Lineage: Eukaryota; Metazoa; Nematoda; Chromadorea; Rhabditida; Trichostrongylidae
Source: the annotation of a GenBank genome assembly
AUGCACGCUUUCUGUAAUCCCGAAUCCUUGCUUUCCAAUGUCACCGAGGAAUUUGCGCUUCAAAUGGCUCAUAUGAAAAGUACAUUCACUAUUUUACAGAUAAUGUUUUGUUUGUUAGGCGUUAUGGGUAAUAUUUUAAAUCUACGUACUUUACAAAGUCCAUCUCUGCAAACGGUACCGUUUAUGUAUAUAAGAGCGUUAGCAUUUUUCGAUUUGGUGAGUUUUACCUACUUGUUUAUUUAUUUAUUUAUUUGUUUAUUCAUUCAUUCAUUCAUUUACUCAUGCAUGCCAUUUCACGCGCUUUGA